AUGGAUAAAGUGAUUGAAGCUGUUCAGAAGAUUUGUGUCACGGAGACGGUAGAAAAACCAGAGUCCACAGAUUGUGAGUCUACCACCAAGACUGAAUUAACCAGGGCUACACUGGACUCAUCACUUUCCCACACUACAUGCGACUCAAUCACACCUCCACAAGCGGUAGUUCCUGAUCUUCUUGUCUGUGGCACAAAAUCUGGCUCUUCAGCGGAAACCAAGGAAACAGAAGCCAUCUCUCACAAUCUUACAGAACCUAUUGCUACCGUGGCUAUCUCUACACCCUCGCACUCCGACAAUGACUCUGAUUCAUCCUUCUCAACACCCUCUCCCUCCCAGCUCUGUCAUACUGAGCUUCUUGAAAUUAAUUUCAAUGUACUUCCUGAGAACGACAGUGAUGAUAACGAUGAAAUGAGCCCCUACAUUGAACUCGGAGGCUCGUUCCAAAGAACCCACGAUAUGUGCAUGGACAAAGAGGAGAUUGUGCUAACUAAUGAGGAGAUUAUCAUGGACGAAUCCGAACAGAACAAGCCUAAAUACGUCACUCUUAUUUUGGAUUAUCCUCUGGACGACGACUAUGAGUUCAAAAUCUAUCCUGACGAUAAACGGGGGUUUACACGAGGCCACCUGAUUCGAGAAAUCAAGCGUCACUACGACAGAGUCUAUGCUGAAGAGGAGGAGACCAGCACGGUUCCGGUCGGAAAUAUUCCCGGUAUGAUGAACCGGGUCACUACUGACGGAAACUAUGGUGUUUGGGGCCACGAUCUGAGUGAUCUGGCUUUGCAUACGGUCAGUUACAACUCUCAGAAGAAUUUGUUUUGGUUAGGCGUCGAUAGUUAA
Molecule: messenger RNA, 840 nt
Organism: Yarrowia lipolytica CLIB122
Lineage: Eukaryota; Fungi; Ascomycota; Dipodascomycetes; Dipodascales
Source: RefSeq, a predicted model, not a curated record